Aspergillus costaricaensis CBS 115574 is the source of this 1528-nucleotide messenger RNA. Its product is annotated as NAD(P)-dependent alcohol dehydrogenase. The transcript has 3 exons. Gene Ontology annotation, biological process: D-sorbitol catabolic process. Lineage: Eukaryota; Fungi; Ascomycota; Eurotiomycetes; Eurotiales; Aspergillaceae. The record is from RefSeq and is a predicted model, not a curated record. Bases 213 to 1289 code for a protein of 358 amino acids. Gene Ontology annotation, molecular function: zinc ion binding; L-iditol 2-dehydrogenase (NAD+) activity.
GAAGCAACAAAAUCCCUAGGGCGACAUAUCCGCAAACUAAGAAAAGACCGAGGGAAAAAGGAUAAAUAAGGAAAGAAAGCGUAAAUUUCGAAAGCUGAAAGUUCAGUGACGAUAUUCGUUUUUCUAGCCAUACUCCAGCUCAAGAGCCUUACCUCCUACAACAUCUCGAGUCAGCUGGCUUUCUCCCGUGUGCCUCUUUCUUUUCGCCCAUCAUGAGUACCCAGAAUACCAGCGCUCAGAAUCUUUCCUUCGUUCUUGAGGGAAUACACCGCGUCAAGUUCGAAGACCGGCCAAUCCCAGAGAUAAAAGAUCCUCACGACGUACUGGUGAACGUCAGGUUCACUGGUAUAUGUGGUAGUGAUGUUCAUUAUUGGGAACAUGGCUCCAUUGGCCAAUUUGUUGUCAAGGAUCCUAUGGUCCUGGGACACGAAUCUUCCGGUGUUGUCAGCAAGGUUGGCUCUGCCGUUACCAGUCUAAAGGUAGGAGACUGCGUUGCGAUGGAGCCAGGAAUCCCAUGUCGCCGCUGCGAACCAUGCAAGGCGGGAAAAUAUAAUCUCUGUGUGAAAAUGGCUUUCGCAGCGACACCUCCAUACGACGGUACCCUGGCCAAGUAUUACGUCCUGCCCGAAGACUUUUGCUAUAAGCUUCCUGAAAGCAUCACCCUACAGGAGGGUGCACUUAUGGAGCCCCUUAGUGUUGCCGUCCAUAUCGUCAAACAGGCUGGGAUAAACCCGGGUCAAUCAGUGGUAGUCUUCGGUGCUGGCCCGGUUGGACUUCUCUGCUGUGCUGUGGCGAAGGCUUACGGUGCGUCCAAGGUUAUCGCGGUUGAUAUUCAGAAGGGUAGGCUAGAUUUUGCCAAGAAGUACGCAGCAACGGCCACGUUUGAGCCAGCUAAAGCCGCGGCGUUGGAGAACGCUCAACGGUUAAUAGCCGAAAAUGAUCUAGGCUCGGGUGCAGAUGUUGCCAUUGACGCUUCAGGAGCGGAGCCCUCGGUUCAUACAGGCAUUCACGUUCUGCGUGCUGGGGGAACAUAUGUCCAGGGCGGUAUGGGCAGAAGCGAAAUUACCUUCCCAAUAAUGGCGGCUUGCACCAAAGAACUGAACGUCAAGGGCAGCUUCCGUUAUGGGAGUGGUGACUACAAGCUUGCAGUCUCCUUAGUAGGUAGUGGAAAGGUGAACGUGAAGGAACUGAUCACGGGUGUUGUCAAGUUCGAGGAUGCCGAGCGAGCAUUCGAAGAGGUUAAAGCUGGAAAGGGCAUCAAAACGCUUAUUGGUGGUGUCGAUUCAUAAAAUUCGUCAGACAUUAGCAACAUAGCAGACUGCAACCAGUUGCUUUGGACGUCAGUUAUUCCUCACGCUUUCUACUUCCCUAUCAGAUGGCUUCCAGGUUUGAGGCCUUUUGGAUCACAGGAUGUCAACUGCGAGGCAUCUUUAGGCAAUUGGUUCGGUCCAGAAAAUAUGAUCAUUUAACAUAUCUCUCGUGAUCUUGAGAAACUAUAUCCCCGCUUCAGUUUGUGCUGGAUAUGACU